GAUUGUUGUUGACAGAAAGGUUGCGACACUUUCUACGAGUUUUGAAACGUGCAAAAAUUGUGAGGUUACCUCACGAGGUUAAUCGCAAUGGUCGUUGCUGUCGUAACAUAAAUCAGUGUUCAAAAUAUUCUCGUAACAUUUUAUACAUGUAAAUUUUUCUAAAAUUAUUUUGGCAUGACGACGCGUUACAUUUCCUGUUCGUGCAAUCGCAUUCCCCAUUGCGCCGAUUGGGGUAGCAACGAUCUCGUUUGCUUCGGAACAUGCAACGCGAUCGCUAUAUACGAGCCGUCCACGCAAAUCGGCCGCAUCACUCAGACACUGCAUCGGCAUCACGAUCAUGUCAACACGGUGCGCUGGAUAAAGCCGGGGAACGGCGCACCGGAAUUAGAAUUGCUGUCCGGUUCCGUGGACGGUACCGUGAUCAUUUGGAGCAAAGAUCGUGAAGCCAACACUUUCCGAGAUACCUCGGUGUUGGAUGUAAAGAAUAUCGUUACAUUUGUCGAUUCUCUUCAAUUAUCCGCUAAUGAUUCGUUUGCCACGACUCUCCCAAAGCUGUUGAUAUGCGUAGGCUCGAUGAAUGGAGAAUUAAAAUUAUGGUCAAGACAAGAGAAUGCAGAUGUCAAAGUCAUUCAGACUAUUUCCUUUGGAAAAAAAUUACCGAUAUAUUGUCGUUUGACAUAUCUGCCGAAUACCAAAUUUCCCCUUCUGGCUGUAGCAUUGGAGGAUACUUCUAUCUCACUGUAUACUAAAGAUUCUGAUAUACUGGAAUCAAACUUUAUCAAAGUUCAGAUUUUAACUGGACAUGAAGACUGGGUGAGAUGUAUGGACUUUACUCACGACAGCCAGGGAAAUGCCUUUCUUGCAACAGGCUCACAAGAUAACAUGAUACGAUUAUGGAAGAUUAGCGAAACUGUUGUGCAACCACCAAGCGAUGAAUUAGAACAGAAGAAAGAUAUUUUUACAAUAAAUGACAGAGAAUAUAAUGUUACUCUGGAAUCUGUUCUUUGUGGUCAUGAAGGCUGGGUUUAUGGAGUACAUUGGCAACCUACAGAAGGGAAAAACAGUAACAAUAUGAGAUUAUUAUCUUCUUCAUUGGACAAGUCUAUGAUUAUAUGGGAGUUAGAUGACACCACUGGAAUCUGGAUAGAAAAAGUACGCGUCGGGGAAGUCGGUGGUAAUUCUCUGGGCUUCUACGGUUGUAAAUUCAGUUCAAAUGGACUACACAUAAUGGCACAUGGUUUUCAAGGUUCUUUUCAUAUCUGGAAAUAUUCUCAGGAAAUUGCAAAUUGGAUUCCAGCGUCUGCACCUAGCGGCCACUUUUCUGAAGUAGUGGACUUAUGCUGGGAACCUAAAGGAAGAUUUCUCGUCACAGCCAGUACAGAUCAAACCACAAAAAUUCAUGCACCAUGGAAGGAUGGUCUUAAAGAGUUAUGGCACGAGAUUGCGCGUCCUCAAGUACACGGAUAUGAUAUGACAUGCUUAGUUAUGUUAGCACCCUACAUGUACGCUUCCGGGGCAGAAGAGAAAGUGGUGCGCGUUUUUACAGCCACGUCAGCAUUUAGAGAUCGUUUAAGAUUGCUAGCAGAUACUGAGGACUUCAAAUUCACAGCCCAUGGUGCUACUGUACCCGCCCUUGGAUUGACCAAUAAAGCAACGUUUAAUAAAAAAGUUGAUCAGUGCGAAAGUAAAGAGAAGCCAGCGAUAAAUAUUGUAUAUAAACCACCUACAGAAGAAGAAUUGGCACAAAAUACACUUUGGCCAGAGUUGCAAAAGCUUUAUGGACAUGGCUACGAGAUAUUUUGCAUGGCGGCGAGACGUGAUGGACAAUUGCUAGCCACGGCAUGCAAAUCAACUAGUGUAGAACAUUCGGCAAUCAUAUUAUGGAGCACUGACACAUGGUCGCAAGUUCAGAAACUAGUCUCCCACCAAUUGACCGUGACGCAAAUGGAAUUCUCUCCAAAUGGCAAAUAUUUGCUAUCUGUUUCCAGGGACAGAAGAUGGUCGUUGUUCAAAGAUGAGGGCGGAAGUUAUACGUUAGUCGCUGUCAGUUCAAAGAAAGACAGUCCACACUCGCGAAUAAUUUGGUGUUGCGCUUGGACACAGAAUUCAAGAUACUUUGCCACUGGUUCCAGAGAUGGAAAAAUUGGUAUAUGGUCCACGAAGAUGAUGGAUGAUAAUACUGAAGGUGUUAUACUAGAGACGACACUAAGCAUACAAAACCAAUCAGUCACAGCAUUGUGUUUUGCAUCGAGCUGCACGCAAGGAUCUUAUAUUUUAGCCAUCGGAUGUGAAACUGGACGCAUAGACAUUCAAAAGAUCACUAUGAACGCAGAGAAUGUAUGGUCACAACUUGUGACAUACGAUACUUCCCAGGCUCAUCAUUUGACUGUGAAAAGACUUAUGUUUCGACCUGACAAUGAAGAUUCAUCCAAUACAUUGCAAUUAGCAAGUUGUAGUUUGGAUUAUUCCGUUAAGAUACAUGAUAUAGAUCUAUCAAAAUUAUCAAUAAAAACAUGAUUUUUACAAUA
Linepithema humile (Argentine ant) is the source of this 2528-nucleotide messenger RNA. RefSeq names its product elongator complex protein 2 (gene Elp2). Lineage: Eukaryota; Metazoa; Arthropoda; Insecta; Hymenoptera; Formicidae. Gene Ontology annotation, cellular component: elongator holoenzyme complex. Gene Ontology annotation, molecular function: protein binding. The record is from RefSeq and is a predicted model, not a curated record. Gene Ontology annotation, biological process: tRNA wobble uridine modification.